GGGAUGAAGGGCAAUUAAGUUACGACUUCCGCCGUAUAAACUUUUCUUUUGAAAGCAUAAAUAAACUAGAUCAGUAAAACAAAGGGGUGAAGGGUAAUUAGUUUUUGUUUUUGAAAGAUAAUUAGAAUUUUUAUAAACUACGUAGAACAUUAUUAGUGUUCCAAAGUGGAAGAAUAUAUACUAGGGUUUAACCUUUGUCUUUCUCUUUCAUAUCUGGAAUUUGAAAACUAUGCACUCGUGAAAAUUAUCAAAUUUGGGGAAUUCAAUUUCAUGUCUACCUGUUGAGAUCUUCUAAGCUUCAGCUACUCGGUGAGCAUGUAAUCGUAAGAGUUACAAUUGUUUUGCAAAACUUUUCAUGGGUAUUUACGUAUGGACAAUUAUGCAUUUGAUUCAACGAUUUGCUUGUGCAAUAUAUUUAUGCAUGGCCCUGAUGUUAUUAGUCAGAGGUAGUGUCCCUAUUGAAGUUUGUCUUUGAGAUGUCUGCUCGAGGUAAUAAUGGUACUCAGGCUGGGCAGGUAGGUCAUACUUCUGGACCCGCACAACACUUGCCACCUCCUCCUCCCCCUCCUCCUAUACACCCUCCACCACCACCUCCUCCUCCUUUUCCCCAGAAUGCCCUUUCUGCUCCAACAGGACCUUUAAUGCAGAGUAGUCUUCAACUACUUGAAUCAUCAGCAGUUCAUCCCAACCCGCUUGUAUAUCAGCAUAUCCACAGUGGUGCAACUCGGAAUUUCCGACCUCAACAACUUCCAACUAGUGGAAACCAUUCCAGUCAAUCUUGUUUGAUACCCAAUGUGCCUCCCCUCCCUCCACCUGUCCAACUCCAUCAAAGUUCUAUCAUGUCCAACUCCUAUCAAACUUCCUUAUGGAGUUCACAGUGGACUCCAAAUGUGCAUCAUAAUCUGCCUGCAAGUGCUCCAAGAGCUCCUAGAGUGUUUCCCCAACCACCCCCACCUCAAAUACAAAUAGAAACACCAACACAAUAUGGAGGUUCAGGCCAGAUGUUGUUACCAGUACCUGGUAACGGUCAGGCAUUCCAACAUGCAGCACUGUCUGACCUUAAGAGCACUGUUUUUUCACCAUCACCACUUAGGACAUCAAGUGGUCCACUUCCUCCUCCACCCCCAUCUUUUCCUGCAGAAGCCCCACCGAUUCCAGAAUCUAUUUCACCCACUACUUUUCCUGCCACUUCAAAUUCAGCACCUAUGGAGAAGUAUUGUAGUUUGCCCAAUAAGUUAGAAAGAAGUUCCGGCACGUCUACAAGUAUUGUUAUUGAUGGAAUAGCCUCUGCCUCAGAAAGUUAUAGCUUAUCUUCAGUUUGUAUGAAUGAAGGCCCCCAAGAAGAAGCGGAAGGAACCAGACACACAGUACAUUUGUCAGUAAGUGAGAAUCUAAUAUUGGAUUUUGCUACUUCGUCCCCUAAGCAUCUUGAUAGAGAAACACUACAAAACUGUGAUGUUUUGGAUGUUCAUGCUUCUUCCCCUAAGCCCCCCAAUGGGGAAAUGUCUAACAAAAGUGAUGAUCAUGGAGAUUACAACACAUCAAGGGGGGUAUCAGAAAUGUGCUCUUCGCUCCAAUCCAUUGACUCAGUAGAUGCUGGUGUGUCCUAUUCCCCUACCAAUUCUGAUAUGGAAAUGGAAGAUGAUAUCACACAUCCAGAUGAGGAACAUAAUGUUUACUCAUUUUGCACUCCAUAUCAGGAGUGUAUUUCUCUACAAAAUAAACUUUUCGUCGAGGAGAAGUUCCAAAAAGAAGCAAGCACAGCUGAAUGUGGCUUAGCAGGAGACACAGAUGAAGACCGACAAGCCAAGGCGUCAUCUCCUAGACUCGAUGAGUCGGUUACUAGUUCAAUUAGAAGUGCUGCAGAAAUACAAGAAUCUUCUUUACAUGAAUGUUUUGGCAAAGCUAAUCCCGUGUUGGGUUUGGGAAUAUGUACUACUCAGCUUGCUGAUGGCCCUGGUCCAUUUAGUCUUAUCCAAGGCUAUUCGUCUGAUGACUGUUUAGACAAUGAUAAUAAUGAUGAGUUCCAGAUUGAAGUGAAAACCAUAGUGAAUUAUGAUGCUGGUAAAUCACCCGAGUGUCCUGCAUCACGAAGAGUGGUUAGUGAAACUGAUACAACAUGCAACUUUUUAGGGCAUGGUGAAGAGAAUCCUCCAAGAGAUUCUGACACAAAUACCACUUUAGAUAUUCUUGAUUUCCUAAGGGAGGAGGAUGUGAAAAAAACAUCUGCUUUGGUGAAGAUUGAUGAGUUUGGUAGACUAGCCAGAGAAGGGAAAAGUGACAGUGACUCUGGGAGGGAUUCACCGUGUUACGGAAGGACUCGAGGUAAAAGAGAAAAGAGCCAGAGUCAAAUCUGUUCUCCAUAUAAAAGGAGGCGGAGUCCAAGGCGGAGCCCAAGGCGGAGCCCAAGGCGGAGUCCAAGGCGGAGCCCAAGGCGGAGUCCAAGGCGGAGCCCAAGGCGGAGUCCAAGGCGGAGCCCAAGGCGGAGUCCAAGGCGGAGCCCAAGGUGGAGUCCAAGGCGAAGUAAGGAUAGGCGCAGAUCGUCUAGGAGUGUAUCUCCAAAGAGACGCAGAAGUAGGAGCAAGUCCCCUUUUAGGCAUGAAUUUUGCAGUAAUGAUAAAAUGAGAAGGGGAAAACUUCACCUUUCCGAAUGCUUGGACUUCAAGAGAGGCAAAUGCAACCGUGGAGCUUCAUGUCGGUAUUCCCACCAUAGUUCUGAUAAUAAAAGCGACAGAUCUCAAUCUUACUGGAGUAGGGAGCAGCAUCAGCUCCACUUACCUAGUUCAAGGAAUUGUGGCUUAUUACAUGAAGAGGCUGAAAGUGCUCUAGUUAAGAAAACUGUUGACGAGAAUGAUAGUAAUAAUAAAACCAAAACCCAAGAGUUGAGUAUUGUUCAUGAAACUCACAAUGUUGGAGAAAAAGGGGAAACAGAAUCAGAACCUACAUCUCACCUGCAUGGAAAAGCAAGUCACGGAAGCCCUGUAGUUGACGGUAAACGUGAGAUGCAUCUUGCAGCUGCUGGUGUUACCUCAUCAUCAUUUGAAACUACAAACGAAAAUUGUGAUCAGACUCGCCAAGGUGUUGUUUGUAAACCUACUAAUGUAAUAGCUGAUCCUGCAAUCUCCAAACCAUCAAAUCUCGAAGCAUUAACAUCAACCCCAUUCCAGCACCUUCAGUUUCCCGAUAAUAAAGAAUUAUUAUCUUCUCCAAGUUUACCACAGCCACCAUCCCACCAUUCCUUUUCUGCAUUUUCCUAUGCUCCAAUUACAGUAUCUGCACAACCACUCUUCAACACAGCAUGUGUUCAAAAUUUCCCCCCUUACCAGCCUCCAUUGCGUCUUCCACAAUCUCAUUUUCGUGCACCUUUUAACAAUUCUUGGAAUUCGCACCUGCCAGCUAAACCACCACCAAAUUCAUCAUAUCCUGUUGUUCAUAAUGCAGUUGGGAACAGUGCUCUUCGACCAUAUGGUGCAACUCCAUCACAGUUUCAACAGAGUAUGCCGCUGCAAGGGAAUGGCUUUAUUAUUCCUCACAAUUCUGUAUUGCCGAGUAGUUCUCAGGUUGGCCAACUUCCGGCAUAUGGGCAUACUUGGCCAAGCAAGAAUGUUGGUGAUACUCUACCUCAUGGUGAACUUCCUAUUCCAUCUUCCAAGAGUUAUCCUUACAUGCAACAGCUCCCCUGUGGUCUCCCCAAUCACACUGGGGCUGCUAACGCAUCAGUAUACUCUUCUGAUGUUCUUCUAGACAGGAACCAGAAACCCAGUUUGCCUGAUUUUGGUGGAUCUAGAUUAUCAAGUUACUUCAAUCCUUAUGCGUCUAACUUUGAGCAGCCACUAGCCUCUAAGAUCAGGUCAAAUGCUCCCAUAGAAGGAAAGGAAAUUCUUUCUAGUGACAGAAAUGGUGCUCCUUUUAGUCUGAACAAUGUACGAGCUGAUGGACAUCCAGCGGAAAGCCUUGGAUUACAAAAUACUCUACCAAACUCUGCCCCAUAUGAUCCACUAUUUGACAGCAUUGAGCCAUCUACAAAUUCAUUGCAAAAACCUGGUCCUGUCCAAAAUAGCGAAACAACUUUGGACUCAAAUGUCAUGAAAAAGCCUAGCAGAUGGAGCAAAAAUGCAUUGGAUGUUGAAGAAAACAACACACAUAAAGGUGAUGGAGCUAGUGGUAUUGCUGAUGCAUCAGCAGGCAAUGAUGAAUGUGGCGAGACAGCAGAUGGGGAAGUCGGGGCAGUUGAAAACAUAAGUCCAAGUGAUUCAAACGAUGUAGCAGACAUGGUCGAUGGAGAAAUAGAGAUUGAUAAUGUUGAAACAAGUAAAAAGAGCAAGGACUCCAGAGCUAUCAAACUUUUCAAGAAAGCAAUAGCUGAUUUUGUGAAGGAGCUUUUAAAACCAUCGUGGCGUCAAGGCAAUAUGAGCAAGGAGGUUUUCAAGACCAUUGUCAAGAAAACUGUUGAGAAGGUGUCCGGAGCCAUGAAGAAUCGUAAAAUGCCGAAGUCUCAGGAAAAGAUUGACCACUAUGUUGACUCUUCACAAAAGAAAUUGACGCAGCUGGUGAUGGGCUAUGUUGAUAAAUAUGUGAAAGCAUGAAUACCAACCGUUGUGACAUUCACAGUUGAACAGUUGAGGAUAUUGAAAAUGUUGCCUGCAGCUGUUCUACCCGGCUAUUUAAAAAAGAAUAUGAUAUUUCACCUUUGAAAAUAUAGCUGGCACUUGUGUCUUGGCUUUCUAUUGAUAACGGUACACUGGCAAGCAAACCUAUGUGUGGCAGCGAUGAGAGGGUGAAGUUAUUAUGUCUUAUAUACAGAUGUUGUUGGGAGUAAAUAGAAUGCAAGUGUUGUGGUAGACUGGUAGUGUUGUGUAUUGAGCUAGUGUUUCACGAUUUGCGGCACAAGAUAAUGGGUCCACCUUUUUCACGGCUACAUAUAUAGGACCCAAAAUAUCUUGCACCAUUUGUAUGUAAUUUGCUACUUGAUUUUUAAUGUAUUUGUGUCUUCUUAAAUCAAUGUUUCAGAAUACGUAUAUGUACAUAAUCUUUAAUUGGCUUUUGAUCGUCUUGUCAACCUGUAUGUGUUGAGUUUUUUUUCCCGUGACAGCCUCACCUUCAAACACUGGUAGUUGAUUUGUUUGGUAUGAUAGUAAUUAAUGGUGUUACGUGCACA
This is a messenger RNA of Cuscuta epithymum, 5158 nucleotides long. The record is from the annotation of a GenBank genome assembly. Lineage: Eukaryota; Viridiplantae; Streptophyta; Magnoliopsida; Solanales; Convolvulaceae.